GGCUAAUCCUUGAUGCCGCCCUGUCACAUGCAUUGGGAAUUAUGUUUUCAGGCCUCUUUGCUUGCAACCAAUGGAUGGUACAAGGAGCUGCUUAAAGGAGACGGCGCUUGGCUUGAAGCAUUCCCUCCCCCAUCCCGCCCCACCCAGGCCGUGAUUUCCCUGUCCCCUCCCAAGGUCUUGGAAUUUGUAAAGAUCCAUUCGCUUAAUCUCCCCCGACACACCCCACCUCUCAUUUCCGUGUUAUCAUUCGAUGACUGGACUUCCCUCCUUUGGACAGCUGCCCAUGAUAAGCCUGCUUUCCCUGCGCUCACAAAGAGUCUCGUCAUGCAUGCCCGAGAGAAGCAGCAGGAGGAUCUGCUGAUAGAGGUUGCUAUCCGUAACGAGCUCGCUGUGAGGGAGAAGUCCCUUGUUGAACUAUGGGGUGCGAAGCCUGCGUUUCAUGCUGGUCUCAUUUCUGCUGAUAGUCGGAACGAAGUUGAUGCUUCGAGGUCUGAUGAGGAGGAGGAGGAUGAGGGUCUCAUACUAACCGAGGAGGAGAAGGCGUUCCACACGCAGCUCAUGGCAACAAGCAGGGUUGAUAUGGCGAAGGCAGUAGAGGAGAACCAGAGAUCAGAGGUCAAUAGGUACACUAGGAACGCCUUCCUACCGUUAGCGCCUAGCAGAUGGCUGGAGUCAGAAUCGGUAAGACUGGAUUAUAAGUUAUGGGAUAUGGCGACGUACAACCACUCCGCCCCAAUCAAUGAGAAAUCCUAUCAGUUCCUCGCCAGCCUCACACAUGAGGAGAUGAGACUCUGCAAGGAGAGAUCCUUGUCUGAGAACAUUGAACUCAUCAGGGGGAAUUACCCUCUUACUGCGAACGACAUGAACCUUCCACUUGUCGGGGAGAUCGACCGAACCAAAUAUGUGGUCACUAGACCUGCACUCGCUGUCAGGGGAUUUUUGGCUGCCAAGGGGCAGCCUGCUAUGGUAGAGCUGAAGCGUAUAUGGAAUGUAGGACGGCCUUAUCUGAAGUGCCGCUGUGUUCAGGAGGGUAAGGGAGAUUGCAAGAAGAACAUCACUUGGCUGGACCAUAUCUUCUGGUUCUUGCUGGCCAAUCUUGAGUACCUGUUUCCCGCCGCCCCCACACUGAGGGCACGUAUUAGGGCGUUCCGGGUUAUAGUGAAGGGCAGAUGGCGUGCUGCUGUGUUGGCUAGUGUUGUAUUCUAUUACAUGAGGGAAAUCAUGGAAAUGAUGGCGGUCAAUGUCCUUUCUGAUCCGACCCGAAGGCCUGAUAACAUUUUGGAUGAUAGGUCUGUAAUGAUGCACAAGUUCACCCGCACCAUGGCCCAGUUGAUGCUCCCCCCCAGAUUUGUUACUGAGGCAACCAGGAGGAAGAGGAGGUCCACGGAGGCUGAUAAUGAGGCAGGAACCGCAAAGCGUGCGAAGCAGACUACCUUGUCGUUUUAUGUCAGACCUCAGCAUGACCACUCUCCGGUAAUGACACCUGGAGCGCCAGCAAUGGAUGACACCCCACCCAGCUCAUGCGUAUCUACGCAGGCGGAUGGGCAGACUUCGGCUAGCAGCACAGCCCCAAGGAGGAGCCCCAGAGGCCUCACUAUGGCAAAGAGCCUCUUUAAGUCCUGAAAACGGUGUGUCACUCACCUCCUGCUUUGUCGCUCUGUGUGUGGUGUGAUUUGGCAGGGUGGCGAGGGUUCAUUUGUAACCGACCCGUCAGGAAGAAGGAAAUGGCAGAGACUGGAGCCGGAACGAAUGGAAUGCUUUGUCCACAUUAGAUACGUCAGUCGUAUCAUGGACACAGUCAACUUCCGCUCUAUCCUUGAAAAGACUGUGGAACGUUUUUUUCCUGAUUGGCACUUGUGGUCAUUGGGUGGACGUACAUGGACACCAUCAAUCAAUGGUUUAUAGGCCU
Chara braunii is the source of this 1909-nucleotide messenger RNA. NCBI's taxonomy places the organism in Eukaryota, Viridiplantae, Streptophyta, Charophyceae, Charales, Characeae. The record is from the annotation of a GenBank genome assembly.